Molecule: messenger RNA, 987 nt
Organism: Equus quagga
Lineage: Eukaryota; Metazoa; Chordata; Mammalia; Perissodactyla; Equidae
Gene: DERL3
Product: derlin 3
Biological process (GO): endoplasmic reticulum unfolded protein response
Cellular component (GO): endoplasmic reticulum membrane; Hrd1p ubiquitin ligase ERAD-L complex
Molecular function (GO): misfolded protein binding; ubiquitin-specific protease binding
Source: RefSeq, a predicted model, not a curated record
AUGGUGGCCCGUGGGUCCUCCCUAUCGGUGCUCCCCAGCUUGUCACGGAGACACCAGGUCCUCACUGGCCACACGUUCUCCCGCUGCUCCACCACAGCCACCACCACAGCUGCCACGGGCUCAAUCGUGCGAGCGCGCCGGCAGACUAGCCACGCCGCCUGGGAAGGUUCAACCGGGUGUCGGGGGUUGACGGCCGAGUGCCUGCAGUUGCUGGCGGUGACGCGGGCCUGCACCGCGGCCUGCGUCCUCACCACCCCGGCCGUGCAGCCGGAGCUCCUGGGCCCCUUCCAGCCCUACUGCAACCCGCACCUCGUCUCCGGAAGUUCCACGUGUCUGGGGCUCGUCACCAACCUCCCCUUCUUUUGGCCCCUGGGAUUCGGAUUCUUCAACGUGCUCUUCGCCUUCCGCGACUGCCGCACGCUGGAGGACGGCUUCUUUCGCGCCCACAAGACCGACUUCGUCUUCCUGUUUCUUUUCGGAGGCGUCCUCAUGACCAUGUCCUUCAGGGCUCUGCACUGUCAGGGGAACCAGUGGGAGGAUUGCAGGGGCUGGGAAGUCAGAGGGACCUUGGGCAGCACUGAGGCCUGCACCAGGGGAGGGCCUCCCAGCACCUUGACUCUGGCCCGGCUGCUGGGGCUCCUGGGCAGCCUGUUCUUCCUGGCCGGCCAGGCCCUCAUGGCCAUGCUCAAGGACGUCUGGAGCCACUGCAGCCCUCGGGUGAGGGUCGGCUUCUUUGGCCUCCUCGCCUUCUGGCGCCAUUCCUGCUCUGGGCUCUCCCUGCUGCUGGGCAACCCGAUCCUCAUGGACCUGCUGGGGACUACUUUAGGCCACAUCUACUACUUCCUGGAGGAUGUCUUCCCCAACAAGCCUGAAGGCAAGAGGCUGCUACAGACUCCCAGCUUCCUGAGUCUGCUACCGGAUGCCCCAAAGGAGGACCCCGAUAACCUGCCCCUCCCCAAGGAGUAGCCCACACCCCUGCAGCAGUGA